Messenger RNA from Leishmania braziliensis MHOM/BR/75/M2904, 4266 nucleotides. RefSeq lists its product as hypothetical. Gene Ontology annotation, cellular component: Cul4A-RING E3 ubiquitin ligase complex. The transcript has a single exon. Gene Ontology annotation, molecular function: phosphatase binding. Lineage: Eukaryota; Euglenozoa; Kinetoplastea; Trypanosomatida; Trypanosomatidae. The record is from RefSeq and is a predicted model, not a curated record. Gene Ontology annotation, biological process: ubiquitin-dependent protein catabolic process. Bases 1 to 4266 code for a protein of 1421 amino acids.
AUGUCUUUGCGGAGUCUUGUGACCAGUGGGCAAGAGCCGCUGCCGCCGCGCCGCCUGCCUGCGUAUGCAUACUAUACGGCGCCACACACACGCACGCUUGCCUCGGACACGUCCGCGCAGGAACUCGUCUCGUUAAUAUGGAAGCUGUGGCUAGAUGGUCAGUACAGCGAGCUGGGGAAGAGACUCGGCAACGCGGGUGAUAUUCUAGAGAGAAAGGAUAAUGUGCGCUUUGCUUGCGAGUUUCUGGCGAGUGGCGGGCUGGACAUCUACUGCCUCAUUCUGUGUGAUCCAUUUAACCCCUUGCGCUUCUUGCCGGAGCGCACGACGCGCAACAUGACCUCCCUCGAGCGGGGUCGAUGGAAGCGCACCCUUGGGCACGUAAUUGGUAUUUACGCUGAGGUUAUGCUUCAACUGACCGACCUAGUGGCGAAUCAGAAUGACCUCGGGUGGGUGAUCUACGACCGCUACCCAGGUGUCUUCUACCGACUCAUCGAGCUUCUCGAGGACAACUCCCUGUGGACUACCGCCACGGGCUUGCUAGAGCACAUUCUAGCGUGCGUUGGCCCAGUGCUCGAGAUCAGCAAAAAUUCAUCUCUCAUUCGGGUUUUGCGACACGCCUCGCCGACGGCGUUGGCGGCCUUCUGUCGUUUUCUCGCGCUGCUAAUAUUGCCCGGCCUUGCGCAAGGCCAGAAUCCGAUUGUGGCGCGUCGGUUGCACUACCCAGAAACAGUGGCGGUGCUGCGGCAGGUGCAGCGUGUGGUGGACAGCAACGUGCUGUGGCUGAUCGGUGAGAAGGGGCUCGUGUCGACGCUCAUUAGUCUGUGCGAGCUUCGACCUAACGGGCUGCGGGUGCAGCAGGGUGGUCGAUCCAUGAUGGUGCUCCCCCCGGAGACCGCCUUGCUUCGUGGAGACAGUCAGAGAGCUGUCAACGCGACGCGCGCUGGCGGCCGCACCAGUAUGAUGCCCCUCGGCAGCGAAGACAUCGAGUGGGAGGACGAAGAGGAGGCUGGCCGGUUGGCGGACAACGAAGUCCAUGAAGGGAGUGGCGCGUCUGGCGGAAGCGGCGGUGCAGCGGAUUUCCUCGUCAAUGGUUCCUCUCUCCCCACGCUCUUCGCCGGGAUUGAGCAUUUGCUCGGAAUUAGGUGGUCCCAGAGCCAAGCGCCUCGUGCACCGGGGCCGUUCAUCGACGCUACAUUGCCAUCAUCACAGCAGUUGCAGCAGCUCUCUGCGUCACCCGCGUGGACCAACCUUUCCGGCACCUUUCCACCGCGUGCUGACGAGCCAGCGGCACUCUCGGAAUACCUUGAGCGCAUGCGCACCAACGUACGCAGUGACACGGCAAGCGCGGCGUUCGGUGUGAACCGUUCCCCCCUCGGCGUGGCGCUGCCGCCGCCGCCGCUGUCUACUUCUCCACCGCGGGGCGGCAUUCGAGUGGAAGUCGGCGGCGACGGAGGCGGUGUGUCGGCGCAGGUGUUGGCCGAACUGGAGCACGCUGGGUUGCCUCUCGAUGGUGCCGAGCAGCUAGCCUACCUGAACCGUGUCACAUCUAACCAGUUCCAAGCUGAGGACCCAUCGUGGUUGGUACAGUGGCUGCUGGACGGCGACAUCCUCGAGGAGGAAGACAUGGCGCAGAGCUUCAAAACUUCGAUGGACAUCCACUGGUGGGUGGGGUCGGCCGACACACGGCAGCGCUGGCGUCUGCGAGACCCGUCUUUGAUUCCAGAGAGGGAUGAUAACCGCCACGCGCUUCUCUGCUUGGCAGUGCGUCGCACCGUUGCUCCUGGGCCACGGCCGCCAACGCUGGAGGAGUUCAACGCGGCUAAUAAGAGGCUCUUGUCGAUGUUGAUUGAGCCGUUGCCUCGCGUGGACGACCUCGCCUUGCUGAGUCCUAUGGACAUGCAACGCAUCCUUGAGUCACAGAGCGAAGUGCUGUACCUGCUGAACAUGUUCCUCUCGACCUUCUACUUCAGCGACUCGUGGAGGGCGCUGAGGGACUGCCGUUGGGUGCCGCGGUCUGUACCGAUACUGGAGGCCGCCUUCGGGCUGGAUCCGUCGCUGCCGGCAUUAGUGGAUGUGCCGCCGCACGUCCACUUGCCCGACAAGCUGCGGGCCUUGCCGCGCUACUUGCCACCGUGUGCCCCUAUCGACCAAGAGGAGCCCGCCACGCUCGCCGAUGGCUCGCCGCGCUACCCGGCAACGUGGCGUCUUGUUCCGCUUCUCAAGCUUCUUGGAGACCUCGCCGUUGUGUACCUGCGUGACCCCAAUCAGAUGUGUGAAGAGGAGCCAGAAAAUCAUCAGCACGGACCAGAUACAAUGCGCAAGAUGGAGCUGCUCCGUGUCCUUUACGAGUACUGGAAUGCGCAAGACCGUCGGGAGCAGGAGAUGGUGGUCGAAGAUGCUGAAGUCGUCGCCAGCGCGUGGAGGAAUGCGGCGGCCAUUGCCCGCGUCGUGCACAUCGAUCAGGAAGACAGCUGCGUCCGCAUAAGCUUGUAUCAGACGCUCGACUCGUACCUGCGUACCUUUCUGUUUCGAGAGGCGUACCGCGACGCCCCGGACUCUCCGCAGACAAGACUCGGGCAGGCGCUCCUUACUAGCAUCUUGGAGCGCAUCUACAACGGCACGCAGAUUCCCGGGCUGAGUGGGUCGAUGGCGCCGGGGCGGCUGUUGUCGAAUAUGCUUCAGUUCCUUGGCGAGCUGCUGCGCUAUCACGCCGGCAACCUGCGCACCUUGUGUGCUUAUGUGGUCGGGGAUCGGGACAUGUCGCACCUGAACGAGGCGGUGAGAAGCUCCAACCGGCAGAACUCCGUCAUUCUCUCGGCAGCGCAUGCGGAGGAUGAGGAGAUCUUGAAGCGCCUACCCCUGGAGCGAGAGGAGCACGAGCCGUUUGGCAGCGUGCUGCUGCGCCGCCUCUUCACCUUCGGCGCGGACACGCAUCACCUGCUGCGAUCGCUGCUGCUUUCUCUCACACCGGGACUACGCUCCACUGCCAACUACCUCUCGAAGCCGGUGAUGGACUCGGCCGGCGAUGUGCGGCUGCCACCUAUACUCCCCGGCGUCGGUCGCACAAGCGACAUAAUCUCCGGCGAUGCCGUCCGUAUCUCAUAUGUGAUUCGUGUUUCACGGCAGUACGCGCGUGAGAUCAGCUUGGCGCCACCCCACGGGCUUCGACGGGAGGAGCUCUUGAGGGAGCUGGUUUGCGUACUCGCGCGCACGCCGCACAGGCAGGCCCCUGAGCACCGUCCCUUUCCAGGGCUGAUGUGUGGUGAAAAUGAUUUGGCACUGCUGCGCAGUCAAUGGCCGCUGCCAACGGUGGGGCCACCACCUCACCUCCGCGCGCCGCUCUUUGGUCGUCAUCCGUCGGACAGCGCGAAGACGCCGCCGACCCCUAGCACGGAACCACUCCUUUCAGCGACUCAGGAAAUUCUCAACACUCUGCGAUCGCCGAACGCUUCGGCAACGCAUCUACAUCACUCCGCAGAGACGACAGAGGACGCGGUGCGACUGGAGGAGCUGGCUCCGCUCGCUCGACUUCUGCUCGGCGAGCCGCACAAGCUUAUCUUCAGCGCCCUCUGCGGACUGAACAUUGAGUCCAUGGAGGACAACAGCCGCCUUUCCGUCGUGACAACGGUGCUUCUCGUGUUUUUGCGUGUUGCGUCCAUCGGGAGCUCAAGGGAGAGUGCUGCUGCGGCCGAGGCUAGUAUUCGCGACGUAUUGGCGAAAAUGCAGUCGUUUGCACGGCAUGGACACGACGUGUGGUUAGGGGAGAAGCGCGCAACCCGGGCGAAGGAGCGCGAGGCGAGGAGUCGUCAGGCCUCGAUGUCCUUUUCAGGGGACCAGGGGGUUUGCAUGUGCUACUGGCGUAACGCCGCAGAGGCUGCAGAGGUGGAAGGUCGGUACUCGAAGCGUAGUGAGACGGCGAGUGCUAUCACGGACUCCUUAGAAGGACCUAGGGGGGAUGAUAGGGCUGCGGCGAAGGGCAGGCUUGUGCCCGAUGAGCUUCCACGGCGCUGCCCCUCCUUCAUGGCUUACGGCUCCUGUGAUCCUCCACACGAGGGGAGCGUGUACCAGCGCGAUUUUGGCGGCUGCUUCUACCGCAACUUCUUCCGACUGCUGUGCCUGUGGGUGGGCUACUACGCGUCAUGUCAGCGGUACGUGGAGACGGUGUACUUCAGCACUGAAGUCGCGUUCGGAGAGUACAAGACGAUGGCGCUGUUCCUGAUGCGCAUCCUGCCGGACUUCUUCAUGCCCUACUUCUCGCAGUGCUGA